CUCUCGUUGUCGUUUGUUCUUUCGCUCUGUCUUCGCUUCUUGUUGAAGACGAAGAAGAAUGAGGAAGUUAAUGGCUUCCUUUGUUGUCGUUGCAGUUCUAAUCCUCUCUUAUGGAAACUAUGUCAGGUCGGAUGGCUCUAACCAUCGUUACAAGGCCGGAGAUCCGGUGCCUCUGUAUGCGAACAAGGUCGGCCCGUUUCAUAAUCCCAGCGAAACGUAUCGGUAUUUCGAUCUUCCAUUCUGUUCCCCAGCUCAUGUUACUGAGAAGAAAGAAGCUCUUGGUGAAGUCUUAAAUGGAGAUCGUUUGGUCAGCGCUCCCUAUAAGCUCGAGUUCCUUACUGACAGAGACUCUGAAGUUGUUUGCAGAAAGAAGCUAUUGAAGGAAGAGGCUACUGUGUUCCGAAAUGCGGUCACUAAGGACUACUAUUUCCAGAUGUACUAUGAUGAUUUGCCGAUCUGGGGUUUCAUUGGCAAGGUCGACAAGGAAGGCAAGACUGACCCCAGCGACUAUAAGUACUACCUUUAUAAGCACAUUCAUUUUGACAUUGCUUACAACAAGGACCGUGUUAUCGAAAUUAAUGUACGAACUGACCCACAUGCCUUGGUGGAUCUCACCGAAGACAAGGAAGUUGAAGUGGAAUUCAUGUACUCUGUGAAAUGGAAGGAAACCACAAUUCCUUUCGAGAAGAGGAUGGAUAAAUAUUCAUCGUCUUCUGCGCUGCCUCAUCACUUGGAAAUCCAUUGGUUUUCUAUUAUUAACUCAUGUGUUACGGUGCUUCUCCUAACUGGGUUUCUUGCGACCAUUCUCAUGAGAGUACUCAAGAAUGAUUUUGUGAAGUAUGCUCAUGAUGAAGAAUCAGCUGAUGACCAAGAGGAGACUGGAUGGAAGUACAUUCAUGGUGAUGUGUUCCGGUUUCCUAAACAUAAGUCUUUGUUUGCAGCAGCCCUUGGUUGUGGCUCACAAUUAUUUACUCUAACCAUUUUCAUUUUUCUCCUUGCACUUGUUGGGGUAUUUUAUCCAUACAACCGGGGAGCCCUAUUCACUGCGCUGGUUGUCAUAUAUGCACUUACAUCAGGGAUUGCUGGAUAUACUGCUACGUCUUUCUAUUGCCAACUUGAAGGAACAAAUUGGGUGAGGAAUCUGUUGUUGACUGGAUGCCUCUUUUGUGGGCCUCUUUUCCUCACGUUCUGCUUCCUUAACACUGUUGCAAUUGUUUACAGUGCCACAGCAGCGCUGCCAUUUGGCACUAUUGUGGUAAUAGUUCUUAUAUGGACGUUAGUGACAUCACCUUUGCUUGUAUUGGGUGGGAUUGCGGGUAAAAACAGCAAGGCUGAGUUCCAAGCUCCUUGCCGUACAACAAAAUAUCCCAGAGAAAUUCCACCAUUACCUUGGUACCGGGGAACUCUUCCUCAGAUGGCAAUGGCAGGUUUCUUACCUUUCAGUGCUAUAUACAUCGAGCUUUACUACAUAUUUGCCAGUGUUUGGGGUCACAGGAUUUACACCAUUUACAGCAUCCUGUUCAUUGUUUUCAUAAUUCUUCUAAUUGUCACCGCUUUCAUUACUGUGGCAUUGACAUACUUCCAACUUGCUGCUGAAGACCAUGAGUGGUGGUGGAGGUCUUUUCUCUGUGGAGGAUCAACUGGUUUAUUUAUCUAUGGUUACUGCCUGUACUACUACCAUGCACGAUCAGAUAUGUCUGGUUUCAUGCAAACGUCCUUCUUCUUUGGGUACAUGGCUUGCAUCUGUUAUGGCUUCUUCCUUAUGCUUGGGACUGUGGGUUUCCGUGCCUCUUUGCUUUUCGUCCGUCACAUAUACAGGUCUAUCAAGUGUGAGUAGUGAAUGGGGGUCAUCCACAAGGAGAAGAAUGAAGUGUUGAUAAUGAGUGGAUCCUCAACGAAGUCAUCAGGUAUGUUUCUUUUUGUUUUUUUUAUAGGAUCGCUUAUAGCGAAGGUUACAUGAUUUUUGUUGGAUGGAGAGUACCUCUGAUCUCAGAAAGGAGAAGUGGGAGUCUAGUUGAGGCUAUGUUUUCCAGGAAAUGGGUUGGAGUUCUUCUAUGUAGUGCCAUCACUCGAAGGGAUGUUGAGCAUUCGUUAGUUAAAUGGUGUCUGUAAUCUGGGAAUAGACAAAUCAGGGGAACUGGGGAAGAAACUCUUGUAUCAUUACAUGUACUUGCACCAGUUGGAAAACAAAUUCUCUUCUCAUUUAUA
Telopea speciosissima is the source of this 2208-nucleotide messenger RNA. RefSeq names its product transmembrane 9 superfamily member 2. Gene Ontology annotation, cellular component: membrane. Bases 59 to 1837 code for a protein of 592 amino acids. The transcript has 7 exons. The record is from RefSeq and is a predicted model, not a curated record. NCBI's taxonomy places the organism in Eukaryota, Viridiplantae, Streptophyta, Magnoliopsida, Proteales, Proteaceae. Gene Ontology annotation, biological process: protein localization to membrane.